AGGGUUGAUGGACAGUGUGAAAUAGAGAAUAUCAAUGGAGGGUGUUGUGAAGUUUGCAUGCCUUGUUGGGUUUGUGGUGCUUGUGAGUAUUGCAAAGGUGGAUAGUGCUGGGGAAUGUGGAAAAUCUACUAGCCCAGAUAAUGAGGCUAUUAAGCUUGCUCCAUGUGGUUCAGCAGCACAAGAUGAGAAUGCUAGUGUAUCUCAGAGUUGCUGUGCACAGGUGAAGAAAAUAGGGCAGAAUCCUAGCUGCCUGUGUGCAGUUCUGCUAUCAAACACAGCUAAAAUGGCUGGAGUCAACCCUCAGAUUGCUGUCACCAUCCCAAAGCGUUGCAACCUCGCUAAUCGCCCUGUUGGUUACAAGUGCGGACCUUACACACUGCCUUGAAAGAGUGAAGGUUGUUACGGAAAUGAAAGAUGAGAGAAGGCGGAAAUACACUAUAUAUAUGGCUAUCAGCUGCUACAAAUGUGACUACACUCCAUGUUUGUUGUAUUGUAUUUGUAACUUCCAAUUGAAUAAGACCUAGCAGCUCAAUGCAUGAAUAAAAUAUUUACUUUAUGUGUUUCGUUU
This is a messenger RNA of Vigna umbellata (rice bean), 568 nucleotides long. Its product is annotated as Bifunctional inhibitor/lipid-transfer protein/seed storage 2S albumin superfamily protein. Gene Ontology annotation, molecular function: fatty acid binding. NCBI's taxonomy places the organism in Eukaryota, Viridiplantae, Streptophyta, Magnoliopsida, Fabales, Fabaceae. The record is from RefSeq and is a predicted model, not a curated record. Gene Ontology annotation, biological process: systemic acquired resistance.